CGUAUUUGUGUGCAUGUAUACGUGUCGCUUAUGGCUAUCACCUCGCUGCUUCUGUACACCUUCAAAAUACACCCUUUACGUGUGUGUGUUCCGGCUCUUGAAUAAUGUUCACAAUUCCACAGCAGUGCAACGUAACAAAAUAUUUCUAAAUCCAUAUCAUCUACAAAGAAGUAGGAACCGAAUCGCGAGCUUAAUUGUGCCUCGAAACAACAUAUAAACUGAAGAAGUGAUAAAAAAGAAGGGAGAGACAGAAGACACAACUCCAAAAUGAUUUUAAGAUGGGCAGGAGUGACUUGCAUCGUGGCAGCGAUUUUCCUCCAUGGAGCGUUAGCCGUCUUCGAGGAUAUGGAAAUCGAACUUGGACAGUACACCGACUUCGGGAGACUGACGCCAGCCCAAUUCGGCGCGGUGAGCAUAAGCACCAUCGUGUUCCUGCUGCUGUGGGCGGUGGGGGUGAUUCCAAUGGACAUCGAUCUCGGGCGUAGGAGGCGGAAAAGGGGUGCUACGAGCGUGGCUGAGAUCUCCACGUACCUUCUGGAUUGUCCUCUGCAGUUCGUGUGCGACGUAGACGCAUGGGCAAACCGAGACCAUGAUUACUACCUUGAGAGCCUCGUUGCGUCAUGGUUUAGGAACUCGAACCACACGUGGCAGCGACCGGACAGCGAGGUGUAUGGAGGACGCGGCACAUGCAAGGAGAUGUAUCCGUGUCCUUUCGACGUGCAGGAAGUCGUUGGCAUUCGCAUCCCCGGUUCGAAUGCACUCCCCGGCACCGAGGAAGAGUCCUAUUCCUUCUUCUAGGGAUGCAUAUUGUGAAGGCUGAUGGUGUACUAGAAGAGUUUUCUUUCUCCUGAUGUUUCCACCGUAUCUAUCCGUCCAAUAAGGCUGUAGUGAAUCCAGAGGGGGAGUUUUACGUAAUAAAUAAGCUGUCUGCAAAAAAGGGCAUUUGAUGUAAAGAUGACUCACAGUUCAUUAGAUACGUAAGCUUUUUAACCACUCCGUGACAAGGAGUGGUUUACUGUUGUUUAAUCCUGGCUUCUAGUUGAUACCUCCUUUAUUUUUUUAUUUUUUUUUACGUCAUCGACGUUUUCGCCCCCCCCCCUACCAUUUUUCUAAUGUCUUUUUAGCUUUUAAAGUGAUUUCUUCUUUUCACAUGCCCUUCUCUUGGCUUUUGUCUUCUGUUUCCUUUCAUGUCUUCUUCUGUUUCCUCUUUUAUUGCAUUUUCUACUUCCUAGCUUUAGAGUGGCAUUUUCAUAGGAGCAUUUUUAAGACAUUAUCUCGCAACUGUUAUCAUCUCACUGGCGAAACAUGUUCAUACCUUUCGUUUCAAAUCGAGGACACCAGCUCUGCAUUUCUCCAUAAACUAAGGUGGGCAUUGCAACGUGCCCGAUAUGUAUAUAACUUACAUUACCUCGGCCAAUGUAUCUUUCAGUGAUUUCAAUAGUCUGAAUAGCCUGUAUCAUGUAUUAAACCUGUAAUGUGAAUAAAUUUUUUAAAGUGAAAUUUUACUUGUAUGUAGCGUUUCGUGACACGUUACAUUAAUCUGUUUUGUACUUUCUCGUCUCUUCACAUUUCAUAUUCAUUUGCCUUUUAGUUUUCAGAGGUAUAUAUAUCAAAGCUGAAUUGGUGAUAUGUCAGGUACAUGUCAGUCACGUUUAUACUAAAUAAGUUUACAUAUAUCUUUUGUGUAAGAAAUAGCCCGGUUCAUGUAUAAAUUGUGGUAUAUUGUAACUAAUUAAAUGGAUAAUGUGAACAAUUGAUAUUUGUUUCAAAGAAAAUGAUCUAGACAACUGAUUUUUUCAUAUAUAAAUAAAUAAACACACACACACACACACACACACACACACACACACCACACACACUCACACACACACACACACA
Molecule: messenger RNA, 1878 nt
Organism: Penaeus chinensis
Lineage: Eukaryota; Metazoa; Arthropoda; Malacostraca; Decapoda; Penaeidae
Exons: 4
Coding region: 268-798 (176 amino acids)
Source: RefSeq, a predicted model, not a curated record